CAUUAGUAAAACCCUUUCUCUCUCUAUAAAAAGUUCAGCAAAACCCUCUCCCUCCCUCUCUCUCUCUCUCUAAACCAACAAUAAUAUCGAUAUCAAUGGCUUCGCUCUCUGUUUCGCGGCAGAAUCACUUCUUCUCAGCGACCCACCCGACCCGACCCAAACCCAGGUUCGCGGCCCCAACCAAGAUCCGAAUGUCCCUCCGAGAAAACGGACCCUCCAUCGCCGUCGUGGGGGUCACCGGCGCCGUCGGCCAAGAGUUCCUCUCCGUCCUCUCCGACCGGGAUUUCCCCUACCGCUCCAUCAAAAUGCUGGCGUCGAAGCGCUCCGCCGGCCGCCGCCUCACCUUCGAGGAGAACGAGUACGUCGUGGAGGAGCUCACGCCGGAGAGCUUCGACGGCGUCGACAUUGCUCUCUUCAGCGCCGGCGGGUCCAUAAGCAGGGAGUUCGGCCCCAUCGCCGUCGAUCGGGGAACGGUGGUGGUGGACAAUAGCUCGGCGUUUCGAAUGGACGAGAAGGUUCCACUGGUGAUUCCAGAGGUGAACCCUGAAGCGAUGCAAAACAUCAAGCUUGGAACGGGUAAAGGCGCACUCAUUGCUAACCCCAAUUGCUCCACCAUUAUUUGCUUGAUGGCUGCUACCCCUCUUCAUCGACGUGCUAAGGUGUUACGUAUGGUUGUUAGUACCUACCAGGCUGCUAGUGGUGCUGGUGCUGCUGCAAUGGAAGAGCUUGAGCUGCAAACUCGUGAGGUGUUGGAAGGAAGAUCACCAACAUGUCAAAUAUUUAAACAACAGUAUGCUUUUAAUCUAUUCUCACAUAAUGCACCUGUUCUUUCAAAUGGAUAUAAUGAAGAAGAAAUGAAAAUGGUCAAGGAGACAAGGAAAAUUUGGAAUGACAAGGACGUUAAAGUAACUGCCACUUGUAUAAGAGUUCCUGUCAUGCGGGCUCAUGCUGAGAGUGUGAAUCUUCAAUUUGAGAGACCCCUUGAUGAGGACACAGCAAGAGAUAUUCUGAAGAAUGCUCCGGGUGUAGUGGUUAUUGAUGAUCGUGAAUCCAAUCGUUUUCCUACUCCAUUGGAAGUGUCAAAUAAGGAUGAUGUUGCUGUUGGCAGGAUUCGCCGUGACCUGUCUCAGGAUGGGGAUCAAGGGUUGGACAUAUUUGUAUGUGGGGAUCAAAUUCGUAAGGGAGCUGCACUCAAUGCAAUCCAGAUUGCUGAGAUGUUGCUAUGAGUUCUCAUAUUUCAAAUGUUUUGGAUCAGUUUUUUGUCUGAUAGUUGGAUGCGGUUAAUCAUUUCGUUUUUCAAGGAUGUGGUAGUACUCUAGCUCUAGCUUGAAAAAAAAGGAACAUAAAGGCCUUGUUUGAGCAAUUGCUGUAGUCUUAUCUAUUGGGAAUAACAAGCAUUGGUUAUGGCAUGGGAGAGAUCACCCAAUGCUGUACUGAUCUUUUUGA
Molecule: messenger RNA, 1446 nt
Organism: Gastrolobium bilobum
Lineage: Eukaryota; Viridiplantae; Streptophyta; Magnoliopsida; Fabales; Fabaceae
Exons: 7
Coding region: 96-1226 (376 amino acids)
Biological process (GO): L-threonine biosynthetic process
Molecular function (GO): aspartate-semialdehyde dehydrogenase (NADP+) activity; protein dimerization activity; NAD binding
Source: RefSeq, a predicted model, not a curated record